AUGGAGAUCAGCUAUCUGGACAAGCAAGAGGGAUAUGAAAAUAGUGCCCCCCAAAGAACUGGGAGGCAAGGUCGUGGUGGAGAGGGCAGCGGCCAUCAGGAGCACUCCACUCGACAUCUCAGCUCGAUCGAGCUUGCGGCUCCUUGGCUCGAUCGAGUUGUGCCUCGAGUCAAUGGUGCUCUCCUAAAACCUGUUCCUGCAAGACUUAGCCAAGAAUCACAGAGAUAA
This is a messenger RNA of Microthlaspi erraticum, 228 nucleotides long. NCBI's taxonomy places the organism in Eukaryota, Viridiplantae, Streptophyta, Magnoliopsida, Brassicales, Brassicaceae. The record is from the annotation of a GenBank genome assembly.